Messenger RNA from Aedes albopictus (Asian tiger mosquito), 2452 nucleotides. Its product is annotated as nose resistant to fluoxetine protein 6. The coding region runs from base 226 to 2319 and encodes 697 amino acids. The record is from RefSeq and is a predicted model, not a curated record. Gene Ontology annotation, molecular function: acyltransferase activity, transferring groups other than amino-acyl groups. The transcript has 12 exons. NCBI's taxonomy places the organism in Eukaryota, Metazoa, Arthropoda, Insecta, Diptera, Culicidae.
GGGACUUGCGACGACAGUUGCUCGCGGGACCUCGUCGCGUUUGGGAGGAUCUUCGUUUGGAUCGGGUGGUGCGUGAAAAUAGUACAACGGAAAAUCGUGCCAAGUUCAAGUUGAAGUGUUGACAGUGUCGAUCGUCGUGCGUUGGAUAGUGGUGGGAUAGGAAUAGACGGAGUUUUUUAGCUGGGACAAGUGAUUGAUGCGAAAAUUUGGAAAUCGGAAGCAAACAUGGGAAGAACUAUGGAUGUGAAAAUAGUGCUAAUUGUGCUGAUUGGAGCGGCUCAAGUGAGCUGGGUUGCAGCCGGUGAUUCGUUUAUAGAAUUGGAUCAGUACUACCGAAUGCCUCGAAUAUAUGCGUACGAUGACUAUGACGAGUGUUUCACCUCUUACGAUUCGCCUGAUCCGGCAUACUGUGUGGCGCGAUCGGUCAUCAAACCGGACAACCGGUCCGAAUUGUGGAGAUUCAUCCAGGAUUUUUCCAACGAUACUUAUCGGCACUACCGACAUGAUCACCUUGAUCGUGGGUUGUGUGUAGAACGAUGUCGAAAACUCGUGGCCUCACUAGACAACGAAACCAUCCAUCAACUUUAUGUGGGAAAAUUUGACAUCAACUUUCCGUACAUAAUCGACUCGAAAGUGUUCGAAGACGUCCAAGUGCACCAAGAUCGAGCGCUGUACGGCCGACUGAUCAACAUCUGUGAGAACUUCAUUCUCCGGAAGGUGUACAACCUGACGGCCUACACCGAGAUCGAGUACUGCACCCGUCCCACGCAGCAGAUCGACGUCGAUAUGUUGGACCUGAGCUUCCUGGUUCUAACGAUGGUUCUCAUCUGUCUGGUGAUCACGUCCACCUGGUUCGAUAGCCGAAUGAACAAAUCCAAGAAAAACGAUCACUACAUGCUGGAAAUUCCGUGCAAAAAAACGAUGAUCUUCACGUCCUUCUCGCUGAAACGUAACUGGUACCGGCUGAUCAGUCGAUCCAAGGAUCAGCUCAACGAAGACCUGCGCUUCUUCCAGACGUUCCGUUUCCUAACGUUUCUGCUGGUGAUCGCGGGUCACUGUUCGGACAUGUUCGCCGUAACUCCCAUCGGGAACACCUUCGAUCGCGAGCGGGAAUACUACAACCCGGAAGCGCUGGCCCUUAUCAACGGAUCGCAGAUCGUACAGACCUUCUUCCAGAUGAGUGGCUUUCUGCUGAGCAUACAUUUCUUCACGACCCGAGCCCGGCUAAGGGAGGUUCGCUGGUCUGUGGUGUUGGCGGUGAUAGUUUAUCGAUUUAUUAGAUUGACCCCGGCUUACGCUUACGUACUGAUGCUGCAUGCCACUUGGCUUCCCAAGCUGCAGGAUGGACCGCUGUGGAUCCGAGGAACGCAAACCGAGAAGUAUUUCUGCCGUAAGAAUUGGUGGACCAAUUUGCUGUACGUGAACAACUACGUCAACGCUAAUGAACCGUGCCUCCAACAAGCAUGGUACCUCGCGUGUGAUUAUCAACUCUUCACCCUGGGGAUGAUACUGGUGGUUGCCGUUACCAAAUACCCAAAACUACGAACGCAUAUCUUUUCGGCAGCCAUGUUCUUAGCCUACCUUAUCCCAGGUCUAAUAGUAUACUUUGCAGCAUUUGACGGUGCCUUUAUCAAUCGGUUACAGGACGAGCGAUUCAUCUACUGGUUCGAUCGGAUGUACCAACUUAUUUACGUUCCGUUCCACACCAAUAUGGGUUGCUACUUGGGGGGAAUCAUCCUGGGGAUGAUCUACUACAAGCAGCGUACCAAUCAUCACACAGGCAACCGGGCUUGGUACCUUCAAACGCUCUGGUACCUGGUAGUCCCCGUCGGGUUUCUCUGCCUGAUGAGCAACUCCAUCUUCUACCAGUACAACUUCGAAAAGCCCGCCAUCUGGAUGGCCGUGUUCUACCCGGUGAUGAAACACAUGUGGAUCUUCCUGGGCGCGAUCAUGCUCUACGGUAUCAUCUACGAGUACAGCAAACCGAUCAAGGCGUUCCUGAACUUUUCCGUUUUUGUCCCGCUGGGGCGGCUGACGUACUGUGCCUACGUUUGCCACGUGUUCAUGCUGAAGAAUGCCUUCUUCGGAAUGCGGGAGAUGGGGUACUUCAGCAAGAUGUCGUUGCUGUCCAAAGUACUCACAGUGCUUGUAUCAUCGUAUCUGAUGGGACUGAUACUGGCGUUGGUACUAGAAUUCCCAGCCACAGCCAUUCAGAAGCAUCUGUUUGCCAAAAAGCUAGAAGACGCAACCGUAGAACCAAAGCCAACGCAGGCCGAAAACAACAAUGUGAUCACGUCGAAUGGAACCGUGCAGGCAUGAAAGGUUUCCAUCGUCGCCGCCGGCGCCCUCAUUCUUCAUCGGGGAGUGAGGCACUUGACUCCACAGACUGUACUUACAUUUUAAGAUAGUAGAAGUUAUUGCAUUAGUUAAUAAAAUUAUUUGUCAAAGUGAA